AUGGCAAUUGAUCAAGAUGUGAAAGAGUUGGUAAUUAUGGGAGAUUCGGAUCUAAUUAUCCGACAGGCUCAAGGAGAAUGGGAAACUCGAGAUGUUAAGCUUAUACCGUACAUGCAAUCUGUGGAAGAUCUUAGCAAACAGUUCAAAUCCGUUGAGUUCAGGUACGUCCCUCGGUUUCACAAUGAGUUAGCCGACGCACUCACUACCUUGGCCUUAAUGUUGCCGUAUCCGGGCAAUCUCCACAUUGACCCACCGGAAAUUCAAAUCCGAGAAAGGCAUGGUUAUUGCAACACAGUUGAUGUGGAGCAAAUGUACAACCAUGGUAUUUUUCCAAACCAUGGACAACAAGUGAUUGUCAACAUGUAUUUCGAGUGGAAAUCUGAUUGA
Nicotiana attenuata is the source of this 387-nucleotide messenger RNA. RefSeq lists its product as uncharacterized. The record is from RefSeq and is a predicted model, not a curated record. The coding region runs from base 1 to 387 and encodes 128 amino acids. Lineage: Eukaryota; Viridiplantae; Streptophyta; Magnoliopsida; Solanales; Solanaceae. The transcript is spliced from 2 exons. Gene Ontology annotation, molecular function: RNA-DNA hybrid ribonuclease activity; nucleic acid binding.